UCGCGACUCUGCUGCAGCUGUGUCAUUCUGACGAACGUGCAGCUGUGAAAGUCAUUACUAGUUUAAUAAAAUCCCAGCUGAGGAUCUCGUGGCUUUCCUUGGGCAAGCUCCCAUCUUUGAACAUCAGUUAUUCUAUCCUAUCAGCUGGAAAUCAGAGAAGACCGUUCAACGAAGAUGAGACGUUACGCGUUAUUUCUGGCUUGCUGUGUUGUCAACAGUGCUUUGGCUUGGCUAGAACCUAAUAAUAAAGUUAUCAACUUGGCUUUGAGGAAGCCUGCAAAACAAAGCAGUAAUUUCAAUUCUGCCGCUGUUGCUAAGAAGGCGGUGGAUGGUAACAAUGAUGGACGUUGGAGAUCUGGUUCUGUGACUCACACAAAAAGAGAUUAUCAAGCUUUCUGGGAAGUUGAUUUGAUUUUCGAAUCGGAAAUUUCGAGUAUCAUCAUUUUCAACAGAAUCGAUUGCUGCAGGGAUCGUCUGACACAUUUUUACAUCAAGUUUUAUGACUAUACACACAGUCUUGUCAAAACAUUGUUUCAUGGAUCUACAGCACAAAAUGUGUAUAAAUUUGGCUUAGUCCCUUCUAUUGUGGCUCGCUAUGUUCGAGUACAGAUUAAGUCUCGAAACUACUUGUCUUUGGCUGAGGUUCAAGUCUAUGGCAAAGCUGUUAAACGACACAGAAACGUCGCCAUUGGAAAGCCUGCUAGUCAAAGUUCUACGUACCGUCAUUCUGCAAACCCCAUUGCCUCCAAAGCUGUCGAUGGCAAUACAAACGGCGUCUUUAUCGCCAGGACUACAACACACACGAAUAGAGACAACAAGGCUUGGUGGAAGGUGGAUUUGCAACAGCAAUAUGCAAUAACAGCGGUUAUUUUGUAUAAUCGGAUCGACUGCUGCAAAGACAGGCUGCAAUACUUUGAUGUCACAUUGUUUGAUGGAAAGGGGAACGUGAAUUGUGCCUCCAAUUAA
Corticium candelabrum is the source of this 966-nucleotide messenger RNA. RefSeq names its product fucolectin-like. NCBI's taxonomy places the organism in Eukaryota, Metazoa, Porifera, Homoscleromorpha, Homosclerophorida, Plakinidae. The transcript has 6 exons. The record is from RefSeq and is a predicted model, not a curated record. Bases 175 to 966 code for a protein of 263 amino acids.